UGGGAAUUCAUCCAGUUUCUCUUCCUUCCUCGUGUAGCUUGUACGACAAGAGUUUUCCUUCCUUCUUCUCUCCCUCUUUCCCUCCCUUCUCUCUUUCUCUCCCUCUGUUUAUCCCUGUCAUCUCUCCCCCUUCCUCCUUCCUCCUCUCCUAUUUUUCCCUCUUCUUUCCCCCUUUAUUCCUUCCCUUCUCCUCCUUUCUCCUCUUCUCCCUCCCUUCUCUCCUACCUCCAUUCCUUCCCUCUCUCCCUCCCUCCUUCUUUUCCUGUCCUCCUACCUUCCUAUCUUCCCACUCCCCUCCUUGCCUGCCUUUCUUCCUUCCCUCUUUUCUUUGGGUGUGGCCAAAUUCUCAGACCCCACUUGCUGUUGUUGUUAGGUGCCGUCCAGUCGGUUCUGACUCAUAGCCACCCCAUGUACAACAGAACAAAACACUGCCCAGCCAUGUGCCACCCUCACAAUUGUUGUUAUGCUUGAGCCCAUUGUUGCAGCCACUGUGUCAGUCCAUCUCUUUGAGGGUCUUCCUCUUUUUCGCUGACCCUCUACUCUACCAAGCAUGAUGUCCUUCUCUAGAGGCUGAUCCCUUCUGACAACAUGUCCAAAGUAUAUGACACGAAGUCUCGCCAUCCUUGCUUCUAAGGAGCAUUCUGAUUGUACCCCUUCCAGGACAGAUUUCUUUGUUCUUUUCACAGUCCAUGGUAUAUUCAAUAUUCUUCGCCAACACCACAAUUCAAAGGCCUCAAUUCUUCUUUGGUCUUCCUUAUUCAUUGUCCAGCUUUCACAUGCAUAUGAUGUGAUUGAAAAUAUCAUGGCUUGAGUCAGGCGCACCUUAGUCUUCCAGGUGACAUCUUUGCUCUUCAACACUUUAAAGAGGUCCUUUGCAACAGAUUUGCCCAAUGCAAUGAGUCUUUUGAUCUCUUGAUUGCUGCUUAGGAAGAAGGAAUCAGCAGUCGACUUCUGAAAAGAAUUAGCUAGUGAAAACUUUAUGAAUACCAGCAGAACAUUGUCCUUACUUUAGCUGUGGCCAAAUCCUCAGACCCCACUUAGGGUGAGCCAUACUCAUAGUGGGUGUGACUGGCAAUGUUUCUUCUGUCUCUUACCAGAGGCACGAGGCGGGUGCUGCCUCCCUCGCCAUCCUGGUCCCAUCUCCUUGGACACAUCCCGUGGUUGGCCUUGUCUUUCUGUGUACCUCCCAUAAUUGCUGCCUUUGAUUAAACUGCUCACCAGGCUGCAAGUCUUUAAUUCUGCCGGCAUCUUCCACAUGUUUCAUAGCGCUCUGGUUGACCCCGAUGCCCGCAGCUCCGCUCUGCUGAGUGCCGCUCACGCUGCUGCAGGAUCCACACGUGGUGACCUCAUUCAGUCAAGAUCAUCUGAGGGGCGCAGCUCAAGGAUCGUCUCGUUAUCAGCGAAGAUGGGGAGGCUUCUCCUCCUGCUAUUGUUUUUCUGCGAAAUCCAGAGCUGCCCAGCCUCAAGGCCAAACUUCGUGCUGGUGAUGGCGGAUGACCUUGGCAUUGGAGACCCCGGGUGCUAUGGAAACAAAACUCUCAGGACUCCCAACAUUGACCGGCUGGCCCAAGGGGGUGUGAAGCUCACCCAGCACUUGGCCGCAUCACCCCUGUGCACACCGAGCAGGGCGGCCUUCAUGACCGGCCGGUACCCCAUCAGAUCAGGAAUGGCGUCCUCAUCCAGGAUUGGUGUAUAUAUCGUCACCGCCUCCUCUGGAGGGCUACCCACCAGUGAGAUCACGUUCGCCAGGCUGCUGAAGAACCAGGGAUACUCGACGGCUCUGAUUGGGAAGUGGCACCUGGGGUCAAACUGUAACAGCAAAUCCGACUUCUGCCACCACCCUCUCAGCCACGGCUUCGAUUACUUCUAUGGGCUCACGUUGACCAACCUCAGAGACUGCAAGCCCGGGGCCGGCAGCGUAUUUACCACUGGCAUCCAGCUGGUGGCCUUCAUACCACUGCAGGUCAUCGGGGUGGCACUGCUCACGCUGGCCGUACUCAACUGUGUGAGGCUGCUGUGUGUGCCUCACACCAUCUUCCUCUGCCUGCUCCUCCUGGCCGCCACCAUUUUGGGCCUUCUGCUCUGUUUCCUUCAUUACUUCCGACCCUUCAACUGCUUCUUGAUGCGGAACCAUGAGGUCACCCAGCAGCCCUUGUCCUAUGACAACCUCACGCAGAGGCUGACGGCUGAAGCGGUCCAGUUCAUCCAGCGGAACUCCGAGACACCUUUCCUGCUUGUCCUGUCCUACCUGCACGUGCACACAGCCCUCUUCUCCUCCAAGGACUUCGAGGGCAAGAGUCAGCAUGGCGCCUAUGGGGAUGCCACCGAGGAGAUGGACUGGAGCCUUGGGCAGGUCUUGAAUGUUCUGGAUGAGAUGAAGCUGGCUGAUAACACCCUCGUCUACUUUUCAUCAGACCAGGGAGCGCAUGUAGAAGAAGUGACCCCCAAAGGAGAGGUUCAUGGUGGGAGCAACGGGAUCUAUAAAGGAGGAAAAGCAAACAACUGGGAAGGAGGUAUUCGGGUUCCAGGCAUCCUGCGGUGGCCCAGCGUGAUACAGGCUGGGCAGGAGGUGGAUGAACCAACGAGCAACAUGGACAUCUUCCCCACGGUGGCCAAGCUUGCUGGCUCACCACUGCCUGAGGACAGGAUCAUCGAUGGACGGGACCUGAUGCCUCUCCUCCAAGGGAGAAGCCAACGGUCAGAUCACGAGUUCCUCUUCCAUUACUGCAACUCCUACCUAAAUGCCGUGCGCUGGCACCCAAGAAACAGCACAUCCAUCUGGAAGGCCUUCUUCUUCACGCCCAAGUUCACCCCGGAGGGCUCCAAUGGGUGUUUCUCCACACACGUGUGCUUCUGCCAUGGACAUUUUGUCACCCAUCACCACCCGCCUCUGCUCUUUGAUAUUUCCAGAGACCCUCGAGAGAGGAGCCCACUCACUCCCGAGACCGAGCCUCGCUUCCACGAGAUCCUUCAGGUCAUGCAGGAGGCGGUGGAUGGUCACACCAAGACAUUGACCGAGGUGCCCAACCAGCUGUCCGUGGGGAACCUUAUCUGGAAGCCUUGGCUGCAGCUGUGUUGUUCCUCCCUGGGUCUGUCUUGUCAGUGUGACAAGGAAAAGCAGGAUAGCGGAGUGAGCCAGUAGCCAUGUGCCCUGGAGCAAGCCAGAUGCCUGGUCCACAGUCUUCCUGGCAAAUGCAUGUCUGCAAAUGGUCCUGGGAAACGCUAACCUCACCAACGAUUGCGUCUGCACUGGUCCUUGAUUUUAUCAUCUGAACGCUUAGCUGAGAGCUUAACAGUUACCCAAAGACCAAGGUUUUCAGGGCACAGUGGAGAAUUAGAUUUAUGCCUUCCAUGAUCAACGUGUCAGUGGGAUAGAGAGGGGCCAUCAAAUGGGUUCUUCCAACGUCAGGAUUUUGAUUGUAGGAAAGUGCGAAAGGAAACCUUGAUCUGCCCGUCAGCGAAUACUUCUGCAUCAACGGUAUAUCGAGUCGUCUGUUCCGUCACCUGAGGCUCAGCAGUGACUGCCAUGGUUCCCCCGUGCACCAGUGACAAAGACAAUUUCGUCUAAGGAGAGUUUAGUGUAGCAAAGUUGUGUUGAACAGAAGGCCACGUCAUUUACUAAUAAUAGUGAUGGUAGGUUCUGACUUGGUUAUUGGAAAGCAAGUGUUUCUUAUUGGUAUUAAUUACAAUACACAUUACGUACAACAUACUCUAUAAAUAUACAGUUUAUUUCUUUCCCAAAGUAGGUCAAGAUAUUUAAAUACGGAGCUAGGAGUUUACCAGGAAUUAGGAGGGAACAGUAGAGGUUCCCAUAGAGCUUUGGUUGUGCAGCACACUUUUGGUGGAAUCCUUCAGGAACUAAAGCCCCAAAGCACAUCCCUCUGUGCUGAUUGCUAUUCCCCAACUGGUAGUAUGGUAGGUAGGGUCCGCUGUUUCUUUUGCGAAUGGAAGCCCUGAACUCAAAAGCCACUUGAGGGAUGCCAUAGUUCACAGCAUGCCUCCCACCGUCAUUCCGAAUUAUCUGCACGGUGCUUUUUUUUGGAGGCAACAACGAUAGCACUCAGAAGCAACCCAUAACGUAUACAAAUAACCACGGUAUCUUUACUUCCAGGCAGAAGUGAAUGGAAUGAGAUGAGUAGUUAAUGCAUAGGUUUAAUGAGAUUUUAUGCUGUGGCAGCUUGGCUGUUAACCAGAAGUUGGCGGUUCGAAUCCACCAGCCACUCCUUGGAAACCCUAUGGGGCAGUUCUACUCUGUCCUGUAGAGUCACUGGGAGUCGGAACGACUCUCGACGGCAAUAGGCUUGGUUUGUUUUCGUUUUUUUGUAACUCAGGGGAAGUAUGUGAGCAAGUCAGGUUGGAGAUUGGCUGAUGUUGGCACAGCUUUUGAGGGAGUUCUGAAGUGUCAAGCACCACUCCACGGUGAGGGAAAUAUGUCCCUACCUGUGCGCCAGACACGUGGCCUCCGCGGACACACAUCCGACAACAAGGUGGGGAUUCCUUUCACACAUCCGACAACAAGGUGCGGAUUCCUUUAGUGAUAAGCAGAGGAAGCUGCCCCCCUGUACGUCCACUUAUCCAUGGCUCUCUUCUGAACACGUGGUGGAGCAGCUUGUCUUUUGCACAGCUUUCGCUCAGCCGAGGAAAGCCCUGUGGAGCACAAUGGUCCUGGUCCCAUCCCCAACCCAUGGUGGAGAUGGUGCAGAACCGGCAGCAUUUUGUUCCAUUGUGCGCGGGGUCACCGUGCGUCGGGGACUUACUCAACAGCAGCUAACAACAGCGACGGCAGUGUUCCUCACAACAGUCUUCCUUCUCAUAUCCUUUCACAUUCUAGAAUUUAAUAGUUGUUUACACUUUGUGUGUGUGCUGUCUGUGUAAAUUUGCAUGCAAUUAAAUGCACAGGUCUUAAGUUUACAUCUGGGAAGUGCUGACAGAUGCUGUUGCCUGUGUGAUCUUAUCCAGAUAUAGAAUGUGACGGCUUGCUGGCGGGCCAGUGGGGCAUGCUGGGAGAUUCCCACAGAUGGGCAUUGGUGGAGGGCUUCAUGGUACAGAAGGGAUCCGUGACUUGGAAUGGCCCAGCCUUGAGCUUGCUUAACACUGACAGCCCUCUGCUCUGUCCCUCUCAGGGAAUCCCAGCUUUCCAAAGAGUUUCCCAAGUUUCCCUUUAAUUCUGAUUUUCUUUUCUGAAAAAAUAAAAACAAAGAAGAGUUCCUAUCCCCCUCCCUCCCGGUAAUUCUUGGAAGCCAGAAACCAAGCACAAUUGUUACUUUCACCGUGGAUUUCCCAUUCCAGAUACCGGAGAAAAUUUGUCAUCUGGUUUUAGAGAACAUUCCCACUGAAGACCCUAGGAGCAUGCGGAUAACGCGUUAGGAUUACUACUGAUAUUGUCACGCACAAACUAUUUAAAGCCACUAUUAGGAAUUUAUGUAUUAAGAUGACAGUGUUUACUGCACGUCACGCAGUCCCUGCAAGUGAGCUUUUGGGAAGGCCUUUGUGGUCUGGGAUGUAUGGGGAGGGUUACGUUACGUGACGAGCUAUUACAGAUUGGGGGAGCACAUGGUUAUAUAUAGAAUUACUUAUUUAAUCUGUAAGAUGUAAACAUCAAAUGAAGGAUGAACUUAUACCUCUGUUGUUUAUUUUUUAAUUAUGCUUAAGGUGAAGGUUUACAGAGCAAACUAGUUUCUCAUUAAACAGCGCACAUAUUGUUUUGUGACAUUGGUUGCCAACCCCAUGACAUGUCAACACUCUCCCUUCUCCAUCUUGGGUUCCCUAUUACUAGCUGCCUUCUAGUCCUUGCCCAUGGGCUGGUGUGCCCCUUUAGUCUCAUUUUGUUUUAUGGGCCUGUCUAAUCUUUGGAUGAAGGGUGAACCUCAGGAGUGACUUCAGUACUGAGUUAAAAGGGAGUCCCGGGGCCAUACUCUCAGAGUUUCUGCAGUCUCUGUCAGGCCAGUAAGUCUGGUCUUUCUUUUUGAGUUAGAAUUUUGCUCUACAUUUUUCUCCAGCUCUGUCCGGGACCCUCUAUUGUGAUCCCUGUCAGAGCAGUCAGUGGUGGUAGCUGGGCGCCAUCUAGUUGUGCUGGACUCAGUCUGGUGGAGGCUGUGGUAGUUGUGUUUAUACCUCCAGAGGUAAGCAAAUUGAGCUUGAAGGUGUUUGCUUCAAAAUGGGUUAGCUCACCAUUGUAUACCAGGGUAUUUGAAAAUUGGGUUUAUCUGUAGUUACCCUACUUGCCUUAGGUCUCUAACCAGUUACCAUCUGAAAGUUUUGCUUUGAUGAUGUAACAGGAAGUUGGAAUUGUUGUGUCCAGAAGAGAUGGAACAGUUUUCUUACAGAGUUGUACGGCCUCCCACCAAUAGUGCGUCUUGGGCUCUAUGUCCAAAUCCAAGUGGGUUUUGAAGCUUUCAACCAAUUCUUCAAACGAUGCCUCUUAUCCCUAGUAUUUAUAGAUGUUCAAUGCAAAGUGAGGAGCCGUGGUGGCAUAGUGGUUAAAGCAUUCGGCUGCUAACUGAAGGGUCGACGGUUUGAACCCACCAGCUGCUCCAUGGUAGAAAGAUAUGUCAGUCUGUUUCCAUAAAGAUUUAUGGCCUUGGAAACCCUACAGGCAGUUCUACUCUGUCCUGUAGGGUUGCUAUGAGUUGAAAUUGACUCACUGGCAAUGGGUUAAAAGCAAAGCAAGUAGUAAUGUACAGACUGUCAUCAUAUUACAUGGUAACACUUUGGGAAAAAUACAAUUGGAGCCUACAUAUCUGUGUAACUAGGAGUUCAAGAAAGGAAACAGACUCCUCAACCAUCUCUGAAGGACAGACACCAUGUCUGAAACGCUGUCUGAAAAAUGCUAUCUUCAAAACUGAUUGCAUAAAGUAAAAAGUGUUUUCUUAUUAUUAGAACGUGUUAAUGCAAAGUUAAAAUAAAAGCUUUGUUUGCAAUUAAAAAUGGUGGAAAUGAGCGUUUGUUACGUUUUGGGCAUGGUGCUGAGGAUUGGGGAUACGACUUUCCAGUUCAACACAUAUUUAUUGAGCUUCCUGGUGGCUCAGUGGUUAAGAGCUACGGCUGCUAACCAGAAAGUCGGCAGUUCGAAUCCACUAGCCACUCCUUGGAAACCCUAUGGGGCAGUUCCACUGUGUCCUGUAGGGUAGGUAUGAGUCAGAAUCAACUCGAUGGCAACGGGCUUGGUUUUUUUGUUUUAUGUUGUGUAAGACAGGGGCUGAAGAGAACAGAGAUGGAUCAGGAAUGGCCUUCAGACCUCUAUAGUUAUAAAAAAAUCCGAAUUACCCGUCAGACAUACUGCCUAAGGCUUACAAGACUUUUAGUGGUACAUGAAAAUGUUCUAGUUUUGUUUAAAAUCAGGAGGGAAAAAUGAACAUUUAGGGUUGAAGAUUGUAUUUGCUUUUAUACCAACACAGUCAUAAAGUACAAUUUUAAUCAGGCAGACUGAGGAGAAAGGCCUGGUUAUCUACUUCCACAAAUCAACCAAUGAGAACCCAGCGGAUCACAAAGGUCUGAUAUAUACCCGUUUCGUUCCUUCCUUUGUG
Molecule: messenger RNA, 7526 nt
Organism: Loxodonta africana (African savanna elephant)
Lineage: Eukaryota; Metazoa; Chordata; Mammalia; Proboscidea; Elephantidae
Product: steryl-sulfatase-like
Exons: 11
Coding region: 1256-3142 (628 amino acids)
Molecular function (GO): arylsulfatase activity
Source: RefSeq, a predicted model, not a curated record